Chlorella variabilis is the source of this 324-nucleotide messenger RNA. RefSeq names its product expressed protein. NCBI's taxonomy places the organism in Eukaryota, Viridiplantae, Chlorophyta, Trebouxiophyceae, Chlorellales, Chlorellaceae. The coding region runs from base 1 to 324 and encodes 107 amino acids. The record is from RefSeq and is a predicted model, not a curated record. The transcript has 2 exons.
AUGUCUGGUCACGCCGGUGCGGCGCCGCCAUCACCAUCGUCAGACGGCUCGCACAAGGACUCUGCCGGCUCCAGCGCGUUCAAGAGCCAGAGCGGCCACAGCAUCCCUGAUGUGCACGACAUGACUCUCCUGGAGGAGUCCCGUGCCAUGAUUGCCAAGCAGAAAGCGCAGUGGGCUGAGGAGACCGAGGGCUGGACGUGGUACACCUGGCUGAGCUUCUACAUUCCCUUCUUUGGCUGGAUCCGCACCUACCAGUGGAGGAACUGGUACCUUGGCGAGCGACGCGCUCGGCAGCUCGGCACCGGCUGCAUGCAUGCGAGCUGA